UGGCGGGGGCCUGGCCCUGUGGCACGGGUGGGGGGGGCUCUGGCUGACACCAAAGAGGGAGGCAGCCCCUCUGGCACCGGACUCCCCAUGCCCCCUAGCCAAGAGGAGGAGGCUUCUGCAGAUGGCUCCACCCCAGCAGAGGCCGCAGACUCCACCGGCCCAUGGGACGAGGCUGCCCCCAGCUCCCCAGCGAGGACAGAGGCUGCUGGCACGGCCCCCUGUGGGCGGAACGUGGUGCCCUGGCAGCAGGGGGCCAGAGCCGGCUGCCCCCUGGAAACUCUGCCCCCCAUCACCGCCCUCCGGGGCCAAGACGUGGACUGGGAGCUGCUGUGCUCAGGCAUCUUCCAGCUGACAGGCGGCACAGACCGGACGGGCAGGGCCCUGCUGACCAUCACUCCCCCGCCCACUGGGAAACUGGACCCAUCCCAGGGGGAGCUGAGCCGGGCCCUGCGGUACCUGCAUUCGCUGCUCAGGAAGGAGCAGCAAGAGUUGGGGUUGACGGUGCUGCUGGAUCUGCGGCAAGGGGGGGCUGUGCCCCCCCAACCCCCUGCACUGCUGCCAGCCCUGCGGGAGCUGCAGGAGGCGUCCCCAGCCCCUGUGAGCUGCCUGCUGGUGCUGGCCCCCCUGGAGGGCCCUGGGGAGCUGUCCCUUGAUCAGGUAGGGGGCGCCAAGGCGUGGGGGUGCGGGAGCUCUGGGAGCGGGAGGGGAAAUGGGUGGGGCUUUGUGACGGACCAGGCUGGGUCUGGGCACAGUUGAGGGCGUCUGCUCAGGGUGAAUUGUUCAAAUUCAGGGCU
This is a messenger RNA of Pelodiscus sinensis (Chinese soft-shelled turtle), 794 nucleotides long. The record is from RefSeq and is a predicted model, not a curated record. NCBI's taxonomy places the organism in Eukaryota, Metazoa, Chordata, Testudines, Trionychidae.